Messenger RNA from Dictyostelium discoideum AX4, 4242 nucleotides. RefSeq lists its product as hypothetical. Lineage: Eukaryota; Evosea; Eumycetozoa; Dictyosteliales; Dictyosteliaceae. The transcript has a single exon. The record is from RefSeq and is a predicted model, not a curated record. The coding region runs from base 1 to 4242 and encodes 1413 amino acids.
AUGCCAAGUGAUAAUAGUAAUAAUAAUAAUAAUAGUAAUAAUGAAAGAUUAUUUUGGAAAAUGUUUCAUAAUUUAUAUAUUAGAAAUAAAAUAUUUUAUUUUAUAAAGAGAGGAACUGUAAUAUUUAAAAAUGAAUCAAACCAAUAUCUUGGUAAUAGAAUUUCAUUUAGAUUUAUGAAUGAAUUAAGUAAAUUAGUAAAGAAAAAUCAAUGGAGUUUAUUAAAAAUGAAAUUAGAAUCAGAAUUUGAGCAAUUAAUAUUUAGUCCAAAAGGAGUUCAAUUAUUCAUUCAACAAUGUCAAGAUAUUUAUUUAUUUCAAUUACUAUUUAGAAAACAACAUGAAAUAAAUCAACCUUAUCAAUACACAAUACUUAAACAUUUAGAUAAUCAAUUAUUGACAAAUUCAAUUUACAAUUGUAUUGCAUUAGAAUUUUUUUUAUCAUUUUUUAAACAACAACAACAACAACAACAACAACAACAACAACAACAACAACAACAACAACAACAACAACAACAACAACAACAACAACAACAGCAAAAUAAUAAAUCUGCAAAAGAACCAAUUACAGGUGGUAUUAAUUUUUGGACAAUUGAUAAAAUUAUUAAUUAUUAUAUUAAAUUUGCAAAAAAUGAAUAUGAAAUUCAAUUAUUAGAUAAAUAUAUUAAAUUAUUAAAUAAUAAUUUUAAAUCUAUAUCAAAUUGUUUAAUUAGUUUAGCAAUAUAUCAAUCAAAUAAUCUCACACUCUCUUAUUUAAUUAAAAAUAAUAUUAAAACAUUUUCAAAAGAAUCAAAAAUAAAAAUACAUGAAAUGGUUUUAAAAUAUUUAAUUUCACAACCUAAUAAUCAAACUGAACAUGAAAUUAUUAAUAAUAUUAAUUUAAUUAAAAUUUAUUAUUAUAAUAAUAAAGAAUCAAUAAUUUUAAAAAAAUUUAAUAAUAAUAAUAAUAAUAACAAUAAUAAUAAUAAUAAUAAUAAUAAUAAUAAUAAUAAUUCAUUUAUGUUAAAUAUUUUAAAAACUUGUGCUGAAAAUGAAAAUUUUAAAGCUAUAGAAUUAUUUAUUAAAGAGUUUAAAGUAUUACCAAAUAUUAAAUGUUUAAUUAAAGCUAUUGAAUCAGAAAAUAUUGAAAUGGUGAAAUUAUUUUUAGAAACAGAAUAUAAUAGUAGAUUAAUAGGUGACCAUUUUAGUAUGUAUGUGAAAGUUUUUGAUGCAAUUAGAUUGAAUGUUGAUCAAUUAUGGAUGAAGUGUAAAAUGAUUGAAUUAAUAUUGGAGUCUGAAAUAUUAGUGAAAUCAAGUAUGGUGAAUACUUAUUCUAACGGGUCAAAGAAUUAUGAAAAUCGUCAUUGUGGUUUAAUGGGGUUCAGAUUUUUCAUGGAUUUAGUUGACGAGAAUUUACAAUUAACUUUAAUAAAUACAGAAAUAACCGAUAGUAAAAAUAGUUUUAAAUAUGUUUCAUAUCAUCCUGAAAAAGAGUUAUCAAUUUAUAUAAAAGAUAAUAUUUUAAAUAAUUUAUAUAAACAACCAUUAUAUAAUGAAGCUUUUAAAUUAUAUUUAUUAACUAAUUAUAAAGAUGGUUUAAAUUCAAAUUAUCCUGAAAUUAGAACUUUAUUUUUAAAUGAAAUUUUAGAAAAUGAAUCAGAUUUUAAAUUAAUAAAAAAUAAAUUAGAAGAGUUAAUAAUUUAUAAUAAAUAUAAAAACAAUAAUAAUAAUAAUAAUAAUAAUAAUAAUAAUAAUAAUAAUAAUAAUAAUAAUAAUAAUAAUAAUAAUAAUAAUAAUAAUAAUAAUAAUAAUAAUAAUAAUAAUAAUAAUAAUAAUAAUAAUAAUAAUAGUAAUGAAAUUUUAAAAGAAUUUGCAGAUUUAAUAUUUAAUUUAUAUAAUAUUAGUGAAAAAGUUACAAAUAAUAUUAAUAGAUUUUUAAGAGAAAGUUAUGAUCAAUUAAAAUGGUUUAUUUUUAUAGAUGGUGGUAGUUUUCGUAUACCAAUUUUACCAAUAAAAAAUCAAUUAGGUUAUGAUGAAGCAGAAGAAUAUAUUGGAGUAAACUAUUAUUCCCAUUUUUCAAUUGAUGAUAAAUUAAAUUUUAUAAAUUUAUAUAAAUUAAAAUUAUUAUCAAAUAAAAAUAAUAAUAAUGAUAAUGAUAAUGAUAAUAAUAAUAAUAAUAAUAAUAAUAAUAAUAAUAAUAAUGGUGUUGUUCAAUUUGAUCAAUUAAUGAAAUUACUUUAUCCAUUUUAUGGUAUUAAAAAUUUAAAACAAUUAUCAUCAAUUUUGAAAUUAAUAAAUGAAUGUAAUGGUUCAUAUUAUUCAAAAUCAUUGGUUCUUAAUAGUUAUUUAAAAGAGAGUUCAAUUGUUGAUUUCAAUUUAGAAAUAUUUGAUAUAAUUAAAGAAGAAAGUGAAUCAAAUAAACCUUCCAGUGAAUAUUAUUCUUCAAUAUUUUUUAAACCAAUUCAUUUUAAAAAUAAUUAUAUAAACUCAAUCGAUUAUCAACAAAAACAACAACAAUUAAAAAAGAAGAUUAAAUCAUCACAAAUGAAUCAAUCAAAUGAAAGUUUUAAAUCGUUUUUAUCAAUUCUUUAUGAUAUGGCAACGUAUACUUUUAAUAUGUUUGAAUCAACACAAAGAAGUCAAUCCGAUGAAAGAAUUCCUUCAAUUAUUUAUUGUGUUCCAGAGUGUUGUUUUUAUGGAAAUAGCAGUUUUCAAAUUGGCCAAAUCCAAUUAAAUAUAUUGUUUUGUUUUUGUUAUGAUAAAUUGAAAUUAAAAGAAUACAUUUCAUUAAAUAAAGAAAUAUAUAAACCAAUACUCACUCAAUAUAUUAGAAAUAUUAUCUCCAUAAAAGAUGCCAAUAGUGGUUGUGUUUAUUGUAAAAAUCAUACCAUAUUAAAAUUUAUUUUAUUAAAUUACCAAGAUUUUAAACAAGAUUUAAAUUUAUUUCAAUUAUUAGAAAAAUUUAUUGAACUUAAAUUUCCAAUUAAAUUAAUUCAAAUUUUAUUAAAUUUAAUUAAUUCCGAAAAAGAAAAAGAAAAACAAAUUAACUUUAAUAACUCUACGACCAGUGGUUUGGGUUUAUUUUCAUUAAAAUCAGUAUCAAUGGUUUUAGUUAAUGAACCAAAUGAAUAUUAUAUAAAAUUAUUAAAAUUAUUAUUAGAAAAUUAUUCAAUCUUUUAUUGGAAUGAUUUUUUAAUAUCACCAUUAUCAUUUUCAUCAUUUUUUAAAAAUAAUAAUAAUAAUAAUAAUAAUAAUAAUAAUAAUAAUAAUAAUAAUAAUAAUAAUAAUAAUAAUAAUAAUAAUAAUAAUAAUAAUAAUAAUAAUAAUAAUAAUAAUAAUAAUAAUGAUAAUAAUAAUAAAAUUGAAAGAUGUAAUUUUCAUUCAACACAAGAUAUUACAUUUUUAUGUAAAACUUGUAAUUCAGUUCCAUGUUGUAAUAUUUGUGUUACAAGUGAAAAAUAUCAUAGAGGUCAUAGCCUUGAUUUAAUUAAUCAUCAAACUUUAUGUGAUAGCGAUGAAGAUAUUUUAAAAAUUUUUAAGAAUUAUAAUUCAAAUAAUUUGUUUAAAAAGAGUAAUCCAAACUAUAAUGACUCCUUCAGUGGUAAAAUCGAAAUGAAUAAUAACAUCAGCAGCAUUAUCAACUUCAGCAGCAUCAGCAGUAGCAGCAGCAUCAACAACAAACAGUUUAGUUUAUUUGAUAAUGAUAAAGUUGAAAAUAAUAGAAAUAGUAGUAUUUCAAAAAGAAAUAAAAAUAUAAAGAAAUCAUCAUCAUCAACACCAACAAAACAACUAAUAUUCAAUUUUGAUAAAAUUACAAUCUCACCAUUUAAUAAUAUAAAUAAUAGUAACAAUAACGAAAACAACAACGACAGCGACAGCGACAAUGACUACGACAACUACGACAACUACGACAACAACAACAACAACAACAACAACAACAACAAAGAUAACGAUAAUAAUAUAUCAAUUAUUUCACCAAUAUAUAUAAAUGAAUUAAUUAAAAAGGGAGAAGUUUAUAAAGCUAUAGAAUUAUUAUCAACAAGAUCAAAUAUUGAAUUUUUUUUAGAUAAAUGGACAGCAAGAAUAUUGGUUAAAUAUUAUGAUUUAGAAGUUAUUGAAAAAUUAGCUCCAUACUUUGAAUACUCAUUUUUUAUUGAGGAAGAAAAAGAAGAGGGUGAAGAAGAUAGUGAAGAUAGUGAAUUUGAAUCUUUAAAAAAUAUUAGACCAGAUGCCUAUGAAUUUUUAAAAUCAUAUAAACAAAACUAA